AUUGCACCUUCUCUCUUUGAAAAAAAUCCAAUCUUUUUCUACUUUCAUUAAUAAAUCACCGAUUAUUUUGUUUUCUCUUCUUCUUCUGCGAUCCUUCAUUGAAUUUGAUAGCCCAAUUUCGUCUUAUAGGAGCUUCAUCUUUCACCUUUUUGUUCUUAAUUGUGUUUCGCCAUUGACGAAGAACACGAAGAGGUGAGAGAGAUGAAUUGGAGGACAUUUGGGUGUGAAAUUUUGAAUCUUUUGGAUGUUGGGAUUUUGUGUUUUCUGGGAUCUUCUCAGAAAUUCUGUGGAAGAUGUGAUGUUUGGUUUUAGGGGUUUGAGAAUGAUUGAUGGAGUUACUAGUAUGUUGUUUUGAAUUAUCGGAAUUGACGUUAAAAAAGGGAUUUUUAGGUUUUGGCGUGAGAGGAUGACUAGUAUUCAGCCUUUGCUACAAAAAUCGGAGUCUAGAGAUGAUGUUCGUGCUGAGUUUGAGAGAGGUUUGGAGGAAUUCAUGCGUGGGCACUUGGACGAGUGUAUCUCAUUUGGGUCUUGUAGUUCUGUUCACAACCCUGAGGAUGAGGAUAAUGAGGAUGAUCAGCUUGUGAGGAGGAGACGAAGGUCUGAACUUGAAGGGGAUAAUUUGGCUGAAUCAUCUGCUGCAAGAAGACGCCAAUCUCAAAUUUUGAGCCGUUGGGCUGCUAGGCAGGCUCAGGAGAUGAUUACUACGAUUGAGAGGAGGAAUCGAGAGUCUGAGUUGAUUGCGUUGGCUGGUUUGCAAACGGUCUCUAUGCUUGAUUCUUCUUUUCUUAGGGAGUCUCAGUCUCAGUCUCCGUCUUCAAGGCGUCAGGGUGCUGCUAGUGAGAGGCCUAACACUCAGGCAUCUGGGAUUUUGCAGAUGUGGAGGGAAUUGGAAGAUGAGCAUGUGCUUAACAGGGCACGUGAAAGGGUGAGGGAAAGAUUGAGGCAGCAAAGAAGUGUUGAGUCUAAUACUAAUUUAUCUAGCUCUAUUGCUUCGGAGAGUCAGCUGAGUGAAAAUAAUGGGAGUCUGAGAGACUCAAGUGAGAGUGAGAAUGAUUUCGGGUCUUGGUCACAUGAUCGGAAUGAGCAUGGGGAUAAUAAUAAUACUUCCAGUAGGGAACAAUCUCCUGAUCUUGGUGAUGGCGAGAGGGAGAGGGUGAGGCAUAUUGCUCGUGGAUGGAUGGAUAGUAGGAUCAAUGAUCAUUCAUCUAAUGUAAGGCAGAGAGACGAUAACCGUAGACCGGAGUGGCUGGGUGAUACUGAACGAGAAAGAGUCAGGAUUAUAAGAGAGUGGAUGCAAAUGACAAGUCAGCAGAGAGGAGGAGCUCGUGCAACACCGAGAGAAGAUCAGAGGUCUACUUCAGAAGCUGAUAGGAAUCAUGACGCUGCACCACAAGUUGACAGGGUCCGUGUAGGGUUAGCUGUUAACCAUGAAGAAGGACAACCACCUCAUGUUCGUCGAGACUUGCGGAGAGUUAGAGGUAGGCAGGCGUUACUUGAUUUGCUUAUGAGGGCUGAAAGGGAGAGACAACGAGAACUUCAGGGCUUGUUGGAGCAUCGUGCAGUGUCUGAUUUUGCUCACCGCAAUCGAAUUCAGUCGCUUCUUAGAGGAAGAUUCUUGCGGAACGAGCGACCUACAGUUCCAGAGAGAACUCCAUCAAUGGCUUCAAGGGAACUGCUUCAGCUAAGAGAAAGACAAACUGUCUCUGGCUUAAGGGAAGGGUUCCAUAACGGGAGGGAAAAUAUUGUCCAUGAAAAUACUAGCAACACUGAUAAUGAUAAUAGCAAUACUUCCACAAAUGCUCUUGCAAUUGCAAUCACUGCUGGGAAUUCUCAGCGUGUAACCGAUGAGAGUUCAACUUCUUCCAGACAAGGGAAUGAUAGUCCCAUUUUGCCUGAUAACUCAGAAAGCAACCUAGCAAAUGCGGAUAGAGACUGGGAAGAGGAUACCAAUCAAAGAAGGAUCUGGCAGGAAAAUGUCCCAGUAGAUGAGAGGCCAAAUUUGGAGCAAACAACUCUAACGCAAUUUGAUGGGUAUGAUAACACAGAUAUAAAUCGUGAUGAAACCUCUGUCAGUGACAUGCACCGAGAAGCUAGUGGAUUUGCAGAUGAUGAAUAUCGCACACAAGAAGCUCAUGGUGUUUGGCAUGAGAAUAGCUCUAGACAAUCCGAUGGGAACUGGCCUGGGACACGGUCAGAAGCCCUAAGGAGUCGCCGUGUAGUACAGUUGAGAAGAUUAAAUAGGUUCCAUCCACCUGAGGAUGACAAUGUUUACAGCAUGGAACUCAGGGAGCUCCUAAGCAGGAGAAGUGUUUCUAAUCUACUACAUAGUGGUUUCCGUGAAAGUCUUGAUCAACUGAUACAGUCAUAUGCUGAAAGGAGAGGACACACUCACGUAGACUGGGAUCUGCACGCUAACCUGCAAACAGCAAUCCCAGAUUCUCCAGAACGUGACACAGACCACCAAGUAUUUGUGCGGAACGAUAACCAACUUAAUGGCAUCAAUGGUUCACAACUGCUUCCCACUCCACCCGCGCCUCCACCCCAGCCAAUAUGGCAUCAAGAUUUGCACCACACUAGCUGGUCUCGUCACUCUAUGCAUCGGUCUGAAAUUGUAAUCCUUCCAUUGAGGGUUUUAGCCUCGAGUCCUUAGCUAAUUAAUUAUGCUCAAUGACAUAUCAUAAGCUUGGUUAAAAGGUGUAAUGUAGAUAUUGCUCUUCUUGGUUGCAUUAGGAAUGGGAGGUAAUGAACGACCUAAGAGGAGACGUGGCAAGACUGCAGCAAGGAAUGAGCCAGAUGCAGAGGAUGCUUGAAGCCUGCAUGGAUAUGCAGUUAGAGCUGCAGCGUUCGGUUAGACAAGAGGUCUCUGCAGCCCUAAACCGAUCUGCAGGUGACCAAGGUAUGAGUGCGGAAACAUCAGAGGAUGGUUCAAGAUGGAGCCAUGUAAGCAAAGGAACUUGUUGCGUUUGUUGUGACAACCACAUUGAUGCUCUCUUGUAUAGAUGCGGACACAUGUGUACUUGCUCAAAAUGUGCAAAUGAGCUUGUAAGAAACGGAGGAAAAUGUCCGCUUUGUAGAGCACCGAUCAUCGAGGUAAUCCGAGCCUACUCCAUUUUAUAAGCCUCAGAGAAGAAGGUAUAGAAGAAAGGACCAGCAGAAAGAGAUGUGUUUUGGUUUUGGGGUUAACAUUAUGUAGUUGUAGUAUCUUCUUCAAAUUCAUAUUUGAUGUGUAUAGUCUAAAUUAAAUUACUUAAAGGGAAGAAAAGAAAAGCUCUUAUUGAUUAUGAUUCAUGUUUAAAUCACAUUUUACUUAGCCACAUUUUAUUUAGAGAAAAAUAUAAAAUUCGGAUAAUUUUCAAAUAAAGAUCAAAAAGUAAAAAGCACCAAAG
Messenger RNA from Arabidopsis thaliana (thale cress), 3386 nucleotides. RefSeq names its product RING/U-box superfamily protein. The coding region runs from base 407 to 2650 and encodes 747 amino acids. The transcript has 7 exons. The record is from RefSeq and is marked reviewed. Lineage: Eukaryota; Viridiplantae; Streptophyta; Magnoliopsida; Brassicales; Brassicaceae.